This is a messenger RNA of Chlamydomonas reinhardtii, 1603 nucleotides long. RefSeq lists its product as uncharacterized. Gene Ontology annotation, biological process: translation. Gene Ontology annotation, molecular function: RNA binding; structural constituent of ribosome. Lineage: Eukaryota; Viridiplantae; Chlorophyta; Chlorophyceae; Chlamydomonadales; Chlamydomonadaceae. Gene Ontology annotation, cellular component: mitochondrion; ribosome. The transcript is spliced from 5 exons. The coding region runs from base 109 to 1038 and encodes 309 amino acids. The record is from RefSeq and is a predicted model, not a curated record.
GUAACGCAAGCCAGGCACGUUCCUGAGACUGAGGGACAGCUGCCCGCGAGCCAGGCUCUAAACUUUAGACUAAAGGUCCCGACAAGGAACCACAGGGAGCAAGCCAAGAUGCCGCAAGCAUUAUAUCGAUCAAUACAGCCUAUGUUUAAAACAAAUAGGUGGCGCAUUUGCCGAGAUGACCUCGUUUACAUCCUGAGCGGGCCAGACAAAGGCAAGACCGGCAAGGUGCUAGAGAUCAUCAAAGACACACGGACGCCGCAAGUGAUCGUGGAGGGCCGGAACUUGAGAAAAAAGAAGGUGAAGACAGGCACUGGGCCGGAUGACUUCUUUGUCGUGACGAUGGAGGCGCCCCUCCACUACAGCCAGGUGCAGCUGGUGGACCCCCAGACCGGCAAGCCCAUGCGCGUCAUCUUCGCGUACACAGCAGAUGGGACCAAGGUGCGGUCACGCAAGGUGCCCAACCCCUCCACGGCGGACAUCAUUGCCACGCCUUCAGAGGAGGACCCGGACCCGCGCGUGGGGCUGACGGGCCCCAAGGACACGUCCGCGUCGCUGGCGCGCCAGGCCACCUACACGCCCAGCGCCGGUUUCCCGUUUCGUGUGCGCAACCUGGAGCGCAUAUGGGCGGAGCUGCAGCCAGACGCCGACCCACACGGUCGGGACGAGGAGGGCGGAGCCAGCACGAGCGGCCGCGGGGCUGAGGGCGGGAGGAGCGGCGCGCGCGUAAUCGACGUGGAGGUGGCGCUGCGAUCCGCAGGUGGCGAGGGAGCGAGGGCCACUGGAACGGGAGGCGCCGCGGCCUCUGCUUCGGCGGCGGCGGCGGCGGCGGAGCCACCGGGUGGCGGCGUGCGGGCGCACAGCACGUGUAGCGACGCGCGCGCCGGGCUGAAGGAGCUCGAGGGGGCAGAAGAUCUGUUGGAGCGGCUGCGGAGCGGACGGAGGCUGGGUGCGGCGGUGGCGGUGCGGCUGCCAAUGGGGACUGGCUUCGCGGCCUCUGGGUUGCUAUGCUCGAGUCGGUUGGGGAUCUGGGCGCAGUGAGCUAUGGGUGCGCCUGAGCAAGAUACGGUGAUGGAGCUGCCGGAAUGACCAGCGUGGGCCGUGGGUGAGAGCAGUUCCGUAGCCCUGCCUUGCAAGGUGGUAAGCACCAACUAGGUGUGUGCACUCUUCCGCAGCGGAUGUGUGCCGGAGUUCGUGGAGCAGUACAAGUAGCAGGAUCUGGGAAGACGGAUGGUGGGGGAUUGCAGUGACAAGAUACCAGCGACCUCGCGACAGUCAAUUGUCCAUGGACGCGCGAGGCCGCUUCUUGCUCCGGCUGAUUUCUCCCAGCUCAUGGGCGCUGUCUGAAAGUGUGCCACGGGUUAGUGCGGCCUGCAUGCCGCGGAUUUAUGCACCCAAACGGAUGACCCUCUGAAGGUUUGAACUCGCUGUCAACAAUUCAAGUUGGGUGAGAUUGGAACAGGUGUGCGUACAAUGGGGAAGCAAGGGCAUUGCGAAGUGCAACCUAGGACAGCGGUGGCUAGCUCUUGACUACGCGCUACAUGGCUAUGCAGCGCUGUCAGACCACAGCGAGUGUAAUGUGGCGGAUUAAGGGGCUUUAAUAGCG